Ambispora leptoticha is the source of this 195-nucleotide messenger RNA. NCBI's taxonomy places the organism in Eukaryota, Fungi, Glomeromycota, Glomeromycetes, Archaeosporales, Ambisporaceae. The record is from the annotation of a GenBank genome assembly.
AUGGCAAUACCUGCACAAGGUACUGUCAAAACACUGCCUCGUCUUCAAAUUAUUGACGAAAACCAAGCUUUUACACAAGAGUUGCCCGCUUAUAUGAAAGAUGAAUGGAAGCUUGCCGACUGUGGCUUCAAUUAUAAUUUGGUGGCGGUUUUUGGUUCACAGAGUACAGGGAAAAGUGGGUUCGAACGACGAUUU